GUAAUCAAUAUGUUUAAGAGAGGGCAAUCAAUAUUUUUAAGUGAGGCAUUUAAUAUGUAUACAGGGAAAGUUAAAGAACAAUCUGAGAUAUGUGUGAACUGUGGGACAUGGGCUGUUGAUGAACCAUACAUUGACAAGAAACGCCCAUUCACAGGAAACGUGUGCAUUUAUGGACGUUUUCUGUCUGGAAGAGGGUACCUCUAUUAUGUGAGGACAUACUGCCAAUUUGAGAAAAGGCACAAGAAUCUCAAUAUUCAUCUCCAAUCUUGCUUGAGAGAUUGCAAACCUCUUUCCAAGACUGUCAAAGACAAUGUGCUGAAAGUUACUAAGGCUUUAGGCUCCAAGAUGGACUUCAGCAAAGUUCAACUGAAUAUGUAA
Candidula unifasciata is the source of this 378-nucleotide messenger RNA. The record is from the annotation of a GenBank genome assembly. NCBI's taxonomy places the organism in Eukaryota, Metazoa, Mollusca, Gastropoda, Stylommatophora, Geomitridae.